AUGAGCUGCAAUAUAAAACAGAUCAAUGUUUCAGUUGUAAUCUCUUUUCCUUUACCAGAUGCUUCAUUCGCAACAACAAGCUGCUCUUACACUGACCUGGUGGAAUACCUCAAUCUAACAGAUACUCAGCGCUUUCUUAUGGUGCGUCCAGUUACCAACUGGCAAGAUCCAACUUACGUCGAAGUGGAUAUGUCAUUGGAUAACAUUGUUCAACUUGAUGGGAAGACUCAAAGACUUACAAGUAUAGUGUGGUUUGAAAUGGUGAGUGUUAGAGCUCAAUCUAAUACUUGGAAAAAUAGUUUUAUUUCAUGGAAUCCAGAUGAUUUCUGUGGAAUAAAAAAAAUGAAGAUCCCCUUGGACAUUCUAUGGAUGCCUGAUAUCUAUAUUUAUGAAAACAUAGAUGAAGAUUUAUCCAUCAAAGUCAAUUUUCUAGAAAUAAACUAUGAUGGCACUGUUUCUCAGUCCAAGCCCUGGAGGAUUGUCACCAGCUGCAAUAUGAAUGCAUAUGGGUUUCCAUUUGAUAGGCAGACAUGCUUUUUAACAUUCGGCCCUUAUGUAAAUACAGUGGAGGAAAUAAUUGUGGGAGCUGCAUCCAAUUCCACCACCGUACAGAAGCUUACUGACCAACACUAUAUUGAUAGAGGAGAAUGGGAUCUUCAGAGUAUUGAAGUCAGUAACCAAAAUCUGACAUUUGGAGAGGAAGUAUUUAGUAAAGUCAGAUACACAUUAAACCUACGGCGAAUACCAGUGCUCUAUAUUAUUAAUCUGGUGGUUCCAGCAUGUUUCCUCAUCAUCCUCGACUUUGCCAGCAUGUUUAUUCCCAUUAAUGGAGGGGAAAGAUUAGGAUUCAAGAUCACAGUUGUCCUCGGAUUUUCUGUGCUGCUACUGAUCAUGAAUGACCUUCUGCCAAGUACUAGCAGUACACCUUUGUUAGGAGUCUUCUUUUCACUCAGCAUUGCCCUGAUGGUUAUCAGCAUCUUUGCAACAAUUAGCAUCCUUUAUAUGGUGGAAUUAUCUUCAAUGCGGAAAGGUGUCCCUAUUUUUUUGAAGAAAUGGGUGCUGACAUAUCUGGCAAAGAUUUUGCUGGUGAAACACCAACCUGUAGGUAGUGGAGAUGCAGCAGAAAUCAAUCAUACUUUUACAAACAUCAACCUGGCAAAUAAUUUAUCAGAAACAAUGAAAGAAGAACAGGCUGUGGACAAUAGCAGAGCACAAGUCAAGCUCUGGAGGAAAUUGCUCUCUGAAGUCACCAGGAUUCGUCAGCAGUUGGCCAAAAUCAGACAAGAUGAAGAGACUCGCUCAGAGUGGCAGAUGGUGUCUUAUGUGGUGGACAGGUUCACGUGCAUCCUUUACUUCUUGACUAUGGUGAUCAGUAUGACAGCAGUAAUAGCUGUUUGGGGAAGAGGAUGAGAAUAAAACUACAGACUGAAUUUUGCAAUGCACUCUCUUACAUGUACACGUUGGCCAUUUUUUAUUUUCAGUGUUAGCCUGAAAAGGUGUUUUUUUGACUCAUGAGAAAAUUACAUUGCUUUCCACCAAUUUGAUUCACUGGUUUUUGCUCAAAAUUUACUGCAUUAAACACAAGCUGAUCAUUCUAACAGAUGAUGAUAACAGAAUGAACGGAGAAUAACUGAGAAAUGUACUGUCCUCACUGAAUACAAACUCAGUUUACCAGUUAGCUGCGUACCCAUACAAACACAUCUCUGGAAGUCAUCAGGAAAUCAUCACCUCCUCUAUGACUUCCAUAAGCCUGUAAGAUGCUCGUAAUUGACCCCACUCAAAAUGAGAGAGUUAUAGUUUGCAAUCAUUGUAGUAUCUUUCAUCAAACUGUUUAAUUCUUAAUCUGAUUUUCCAUUUAAAGAAUCCUCCCAAUUCACAACAUCUUCCUGAAAUCAGUCCUUAUUAGGUUAGGCUAUCUACUAGGGAGCCGCUUCAUUGUGAGCAUUUACACAGGCAGAAAGUGUGAAACUGCAGAUUGAAUUUCAUAAACAGAUGUUCAGUGCAGACUUCAUAAAAUUACAAUGCACUUUGCAUAAAAAAC
This is a messenger RNA of Erpetoichthys calabaricus (reedfish), 2041 nucleotides long. RefSeq names its product 5-hydroxytryptamine receptor 3A-like. The record is from RefSeq and is a predicted model, not a curated record. Gene Ontology annotation, biological process: regulation of membrane potential; chemical synaptic transmission; monoatomic ion transmembrane transport. Gene Ontology annotation, molecular function: extracellular ligand-gated monoatomic ion channel activity; neurotransmitter receptor activity; transmembrane signaling receptor activity. Bases 1 to 1410 code for a protein of 469 amino acids. NCBI's taxonomy places the organism in Eukaryota, Metazoa, Chordata, Cladistia, Polypteriformes, Polypteridae. The transcript is spliced from 8 exons. Gene Ontology annotation, cellular component: synapse; membrane; neuron projection.